CGCAGUUCCUGUCUGGCUGCCGAGAGGCUGGACCUCUCUCCACUGUGACCCCGACAGACUCUGAGCAGUAAGGAGCUGCACGGGGCACUCCAGGAGGAUGCUUGUCGGGGCCAUGCUGCCCCGUGUGGCCCUGCCCUUCUGGCGCCUGGUCUAUACCGCAACCUCCUGCCGUCCAGCACCUGGGAGGCACCAAGGACGCUGCCUCCUGCACACGGCCCCUGCUGCCCACUCAGGAGGGACCGCCCCUGUCUUUGCCAAGGCCCUGGCCUUUGGGGACAGGAUCGCCCUCAUUGACCAGCACGGCUGCCACACCUACAGGGACCUGUACCUCCACAGCCUGCGCCUGUCCCAGGAGGUCUGCAGGCUCUGCCCCUGCAAGGACGGAGACUUGCAGGGAGAGAGGAUCUCCUUCCUGUGUUCCAACGACGUCUCCUACGUCAUCGCCCAGUGGGCCUCGUGGAUGAGUGGUGGCAUCGCGGUCCCCCUCUUUCGGAAGCACCCUGCGGCGCAGCUGGAGUACUUCAUCCAGGACUCCCGGAGCUCCGUUGUGCUGGCCGGGCCGGAGUACAUGCAGCUGGUGGGCCCAGUCGCCGAGAGGCUGGGGGUGCCGCUCCUGCCCCUUCCUCCCAUGGUCUACCACGGGGCUGUGGAGGAGCCGGCGGCGGCGGCGCCAGUGCCGGAGCACAACUGGCAAGACCGGGGUGCCAUGAUCUUCUACACCAGCGGGACCACGGGGCGGCCCAAGGGAGUGCUGAUCACCCACCGCAGCCUCAUAGCCAUGGUGACUGGGCUGGUUCACGCAUGGGCGUGGACGAGCGAUGACGUGAUCCUCCAUGUCCUUCCACUGCACCAUGUGCAUGGCGUGGUCAACAAGCUGCUGUGCCCGCUCUGGGUGGGCGCCACCUGCGUGAUGCUGCCCGAGUUCAGUGCCCAGCAGGUUUGGGAAAAGUUCCUCAGUUCUGAAACUCCACGGGUCAAUGUGUUUAUGGCAGUGCCCACCAUUUACUCCAAGUUGCUGGAUUACCACGACCAACACUUCACCCAGCCUCAUGUCCAGGAUUUCGUGCGUGCAGUUUGUGAAGAAAGAAUCAGGCUCAUGGUAUCCGGCUCAGCCGCCCUGCCUGCCCCCCUGCUGGAGAGGUGGAAGAGCGCCACAGGCCACACGCUGCUGGAGCGCUACGGCAUGACCGAGAUCGGCAUGGCCCUGUCCAGCCCCCUGGCUGGGCCUCGUCUGCCAGGUUCUGUGGGGACCCCACUGCCCAAAGUGGAGGUUCGCAUCAUCUCAGAGAGCCCACAGAGGGACGGCUACCCAUACACCGUGCAUGCUGAGGGGGACAUGCAGGGGACAAAGGUGACCCCAGGACUCGAGGAAAAGGAAGGGGAGCUGCUGGUCAGGGGACCCUCAGUAUUUCGAGAGUACUGGGAUAAUCCAGAAGAAACAAAGAGUGCCUUCACCUCCGAUGGCUGGUUCAGGACAGGGGACACUGCAGUGUUCAAGGACGGCAGUUACUGGAUCCGAGGCCGGACGUCUGUGGACAUCAUCAAGACCGGAGGGUACAAGGUCAGCGCGCUGGAGGUGGAGCGCCACCUGCUGGCCCACCCUGGCAUCGCAGAUGUGGCUGUGAUUGGCGUUCCAGACCUGACGUGGGGCCAGCGGGUCAUAGCAGUGGUCGUUGUGAAAGCCGGACACUCACUGUGCUACAGCGAUCUCAAGGACUGGGCCAGGCGCUUCCUGGCCCCCUAUGCGGUGCCCUCAGACCUCCUGCUGGUGGAGGAGAUCCCGCGGAACCAGAUGGGCAAGAUCAACAAGAAGGACCUGGUCAGGCAGUUCUACCCUGAGUGACAUCCAGUACCAGCGCCUGCUGUGGGCCUUGGCCCACACCCUCCAGAGAGAACCUGGAUCAGGCAAACCAGAAUCAAGAUGGUGUGGGAUGAAAUCACUGCGUGACACUUCCCCAGGCCUGGGCUUCCACUGCAGCUCACAGUGGCCCCAGCUGCUCAUCAAAUCCACUGCGGCCAACACCUCCCCUGGCCAGAGCUGCUGGGCUCUCUCCAGGGCAGGUCCCGAGGAGCCUGCAGUGUCCUCAGAGAAGGGCACUGGAAUCCACGUGCUGGCCCUGCCGUCUGCUCGCCAAGAACCUCCAAGCCAUGAGACUGGGCCCCAUGGAUGCUGUGCGCAGGGGGCCCUGUGGGGUUGGCCCACACUAGCCAGCCCCUGUACCCAGAGGCUCCCCACAGUUCGGGGCACUCCUACCCUGGGCACAGCCAUCACUCUUUGUGUGACUGUGCCCGCUCUGGGCCCCGCGGGGAGCUUGAGGUUCUACAUGGCCUGCUGCCGCUCUCUCUGCACAGACCCUGGCCCGCCACCCCUGCCCCUGUGCAGGACCUGCUGGGUCUCAUGUCGCCUCCCCGACCCACUCUCGUCGGUGUCGUCUGGCUCCCAACCCUCUGCUCCCCAAAGCCUACACAAGGAGCCCGUGCAGGGCUGCAGUGGCCACUUCUGCACGCUGGCUCACACCUGCUCCGGUGCAAGGUCCCCAGCCCAUCCGGCCAAGUCCUCAGGGCAGUGGUGGGUCCCUGCCCACCCAGCUCUUGCUGGAGCCUGAGACACCAGCAGUGGCCCCACAGCUGGCCCAAGGUCCACUCCUCCCACAGGUGUUCCCCACCGGGAGGCACUUGGGUCAGCCUGGGGUGGGUUCUCUUGUU
Molecule: messenger RNA, 2706 nt
Organism: Octodon degus (degu)
Lineage: Eukaryota; Metazoa; Chordata; Mammalia; Rodentia; Octodontidae
Gene: Acsf3
Product: acyl-CoA synthetase family member 3
Exons: 10
Coding region: 98-1843 (581 amino acids)
Biological process (GO): fatty acid metabolic process
Molecular function (GO): medium-chain fatty acid-CoA ligase activity
Source: RefSeq, a predicted model, not a curated record